Acanthamoeba castellanii str. Neff is the source of this 612-nucleotide messenger RNA. RefSeq lists its product as uncharacterized. Bases 1 to 612 code for a protein of 203 amino acids. The transcript has a single exon. The record is from RefSeq and is a predicted model, not a curated record. NCBI's taxonomy places the organism in Eukaryota, Discosea, Longamoebia, Acanthamoebidae.
AUGGUGGAGGGCGCAGUGAUGGUGGAGGGCGCAGUGACGGUGGAGGGCACAGCAAUGGUGGAGGGCGUGAUGAUGGUGGAGGACGCAGCAAUGGUGGACGGUGCGGUGAUGGUGGAGGGCACGGCGACGGUGGAGGGCACGGCAACGGUGGAGGGCACGGUGACGGUGGAGGGCACGGAGACAGUGGAGGGCACGGUGAUGGUGGAGGGCAUGGUGACAGUGGAGGGCGCGGUGACGGUGGAGGGCACGGCGACAGUGGAGGGCAUGGUGAUGGUGGAGGGCGUGGUGAUGGUGGAGGGCGUGGUGAUGGUGGAGGGCACGGCAACGGUGGAGGGCGCGGUGAUGGUGGAGGGCACGGCGACGGUGGAGGGCACGGCAACGGUGGAGGGCACGGAGACAGUGGAGGGCACGGUGAUGGUGGAGGGCAUGGUGACAGUGGAGGGCACGGUGAUGGUGGAGGGCACGGCGACGGUGGAGGGCACGGCAACGGUGGAGGGCGCGGUGACGGUGGAGGACGCAGUGAUGGUGGACGGUGUGGUGAUGGUGGUGGAGUUUUGUGUGAGGGGAGAUAGAGAUGUGGCUGAUGUUGAGAGGAAGAAGGAGGGUAGUUGA